AUGGCUAAAACACCAACAAGAAAUAUUUCAGCAACAUUAAAUGAUCAAACCAUUGAUAAUGAUGAUCGAUUUGAUGAUUAUGCAUCUGAAAAUCCAUUGGAUUUUACAGCUGGUAGUAUUCGUCCAAAUGAACAUGCAUUUUUUUCUGAUGUAACAACAAUGAAAGAAUUAGAAACUGAUCUUACAGAUUUAUUACAACGAUUUCGUGAAGGAACAUUACUUGCAUUUAGUCCACAAUUUACGUGCAAUAAAAUGGACACAAUACGAGAAACUCAAGAACAAUUAGCACGAUUACAUUUUUCAUUGGAUAAAGAUUUAUCAACAAUAAAUAUUGAAUCUGAUGAAUGUCAAAAGAAAGCCAAUGAAAAUAUGUCAUGUCUUAUGCAAAAGUUACAAAAAUUAACUGAAGAAAUUGAAAAAUUACCGCAAUUACCACCAGAUCAUCCAAAUAGCAAUGGAACUGAAUAA
Messenger RNA from Adineta steineri, 468 nucleotides. The record is from the annotation of a GenBank genome assembly. Lineage: Eukaryota; Metazoa; Rotifera; Eurotatoria; Adinetida; Adinetidae.